AGGGAGAUGAGAUAAUGCUAACUCAACACCAAUAAUCCACCCAGCCCUAUACCUCCCUCUCUCUCUUUGAUAGUGCUAUGGCUGAAGUAAGGACUGAACCAGUAGCCAGUCAUGAUGAAGGGGGCAGCAUUACUGCAGAUCAUCAAGUUAAUGGAAGGCCACAAAGACAAAAGAAAAGAAGGUGUUCAAAGUCUUGCUGUUGCUGGACUGGAGUAGUAUUACUAGUACUUGGUACAUUACUGGUUGCUGGAUUAGGAGUUGUGUAUUAUUAUAAAAAUCAAAUAUUCUUUUACAUUUUUAACAAGGAAUUAUCGUUAACAAAAAGCUCACCAAUGACACCAAUUUGGUUGAAACAACCACCUGAAAUCUACAACAUUUAUUAUUUUAAUAUAACCAAUCCUGACGAGAUUCAGUAUGAAGGAGCUGCCCCUAAUGUAGAGGAGAUUGGACCGUUCACAUAUCUGAAGGAAGUCACUAAUGAGGACGAGUACUGGAACAAAGAUGAAACACUCUUAAGUUAUAAAAGAACAAUACUCUACACUGAUGAUCUAUCAGUGAUGGAUCCAUACUCAACUACAGUAACUACAAUUAAUGUUCCUCUACUGGGUUUGCUAAAGUUGCUGGAGGAUAUCGAGGACAAUCCAAAAUACAAAGAAUGGAAACAAGUCCUUGAUGAUAUAUUCAGAAGUGGUGAUUGGAUUAACGAGUUGCUUGAUAUAGAGCCAUUGUUCGUCAGUAAAACAGUGGAUGAGAUACUCUGGGGCUACGAAGAUCCACUUUUUAAACUAGUCCAUGAGUUAGAUCCAACUCUACUGCCUAUGGCAAACUUCUCACUUGAAACUAGAGAAAAGGUCUAUGAGUAUAAUGUAAUAUACACAGGAAAGAAUGACUCGGCCAUUAGGAGCAACUUCUAUAUAUGGAAUGGAAUGACUGAUAUAUCUGAAUGGGGCACAGCUACUGCAAGAAUGAUCAAUGGAACUGAUGCUGUAGUGUUCCACAGCAAUGUAUCAAGGAAUGACACACUAACAGCUUUUACUGAUGAUUUUGAGAGGUCAGCUUAUUUCUCAUAUGAAAGUGAUGAGUAUAUCUAUGAUCUGCUGAGCUAUCGGUUCAUACUUCCUACUGAAGCACUGAACACUUCAAAUAUUGACCCAGGGUACUACCCCAACGGUCCCAAUGGACUAUACAAUGUAUCAGCUAUAGAACCAUUCAAUGCUCCUUUCUUUAUCAGCAAGCCACACUUUUUAGAUGGAGACCCACAACUCGUCACAAAUAUAACUGGACUACACCCAAACAAGAGUGUACAUGAUUCAUACCUGAACGUAGAACCAAUCACAGGUACAACAGUUAAAGCAGCAAAAAAACUUCAAGUGAACGUUGAAAUGAAGCAAAGGGAAGAAUUCAUACAAUUAAGAUAUCUCAAGGAGCUAACGUACUACCCUUUGUUCUAUAUUGUUAAUGUUGGAGCCAUCAAUAAAACACAAGCAAAUGUACUACAUGACAUUAUAAAAUAUUCUCGUGGAAGUUUCACAGUAGGGGUUCCUGUAUUAAUGGGGACAACAGGAUUCGUUGUCUUGUUAUUGUUUGUUUGCGUGUUUGUUUGUAUAAUAAAAAUAAGAAAAACAAAAACAAUAAAGAGAAGAAGAGGAGGAGCAGUCAAUGAAACAACAACAUUAUUAACACAAUGACAUUAUUAAUAUUAAUAACCACACCCAAUUAAU
Messenger RNA from Amphimedon queenslandica, 1721 nucleotides. Its product is annotated as lysosome membrane protein 2-like. Gene Ontology annotation, molecular function: scavenger receptor activity. Gene Ontology annotation, cellular component: membrane; cytoplasm. The transcript has 12 exons. The record is from RefSeq and is a predicted model, not a curated record. Lineage: Eukaryota; Metazoa; Porifera; Demospongiae; Haplosclerida; Niphatidae. The coding region runs from base 78 to 1688 and encodes 536 amino acids.